This is a messenger RNA of Sclerotinia borealis F-4128, 1683 nucleotides long. The record is from the annotation of a GenBank genome assembly. NCBI's taxonomy places the organism in Eukaryota, Fungi, Ascomycota, Leotiomycetes, Helotiales, Sclerotiniaceae.
AUGAAUAACAACUCUGCAGCCUCAUCUUCGAGGACUUGUAGUCUACGAUCUUCAACCGUAGCAGCUCGAACACCUCGAGCAAACAACCCCAGCGGUAGCGGUGUCGGUCGACAAUCACCAGCAAUGCGUCGACAACGUGCCAGCCCUCUCACAAACAACGCUGGUAUCAAUAAAACCAGAGCCAAGAAGCCCAAGAAGCCAAGGAGACCCGAAACCUCCAAAAACAUCGUCCCCACGUUCCCAAGCGUGGUUUACAACCCCGAGACCGCGCCUGCCGGUGUAACACCGCAGCUUUUUAAGAGCCGAAAUCCAUACCGUCAAUGGGAACAAACGUAUGGACUGCUUGUGCCUCAUCCUGUCGACGAGCGCGAGCAUCCUAUCUAUCCUGGCGAUCCAUUGGGGCCUCCGUUGCGCUAUUGUAGCAGAGAACGAAGUUGGAAACCGAGAGGAGAGUUUGCUUUGGAUCCGGAGGACCCGACGAAGUUGGCUGUUAAUAAUACGGGGUAUGCGGGUACUUCUUGCACUCGAUGUAUCGUGCGGAAGGCGCUUGCUAGGCAGAGUAGGCUGGAGGAGGAGGAGGAGGAGGAGGAAGAAGAAGAGGUACCAGUAGUAGUACCACCGAAGAAGAAGAGGGCCAAAAGGGCCAAAAACUCAGAGUUACAAAGAAUGGAGAAGGAACUAGCAAUGGCAGAGAAACAGGUCCAGAGGGACGAAAAGGAAGAUCGGCUAUACCAGCAGACGCUAAUACCAAAGCAGAGAAGAAGAGAGGAGCGAGAUAGGCUUCGCCUAGAGGUAGCGAGGAAAAAGGCAGAAGAUGGCGAUUUUGCCGAGGACGACCUUGCCGAUGAUGACGACAUGACAUUUGGUAACCGAGGGCUCUCUCCUAUAGAGGAGAACGACGAAUUAACCCCAAUUCCUGAGUCUGAAGACAGAGAACAGGGUAAUUACGACAGUCAAAGUCCUGGUCGAGCUUCUGAAGAUCAAUUCGAUGACAUGUUUGACGUGGAUGGAGAUGCUAAUAUGGAUGAUUUCUUUGCGAAUACGAACUACUCGGAUUUUGCUUAUCCUGGUUCUCCUGUUGUUCCUACUCGUCCUGUAGCUCGUACUACCCAUCCUACUGGUACUACUCGUCGCAAUUAUGCUGCUAAUGCUGCUAAUGCCAUCAAUACCAACAAUAUACUUCGAGCCCCUUCUGCCAGCACCCUCCGCAUCCCAGCUCCAGCUCCUGUCCCAACUCCAGCCCCAGGUACUAGCGACCGCGCAGCCCGAGCCCGAGCCCUCCAUUCUCAACGCUAUUACUCUGAUAGCGCCACAAUUCCUCCUCCUCCUCCUCCAUCUCCUACUACUGUUCCUACUUGUACUCGUACCCUGGCACAAUCACAAGCACAGGCAGAAGCACGAGUACGAGCACAAGUAUCUUCUCACUCUAACCGACCUGCACAAUCUUCCCAGUACCAAUCUACUUCAUACCAACCUGCCUCAUACCAAUCUGCACAAAACCAAGCUCCGCAUUACGAAUCGUCCCGAUACGACUCCCAGCCAUCUCCCGGCCAUUUCGAAGAAGCUUUUGCGUCUUUGAGAACUCGUGUGGAUGAUAAUGAUUAUAGUUAUGAUGAUGCUGUUGAGGAAGAUCCAGAAAACUCGGAUGAUCCGGAGUAUUUAAGGAGAAUGCAGAAGUAUUAG